GUACGGGGGGCAGCGGCAAUGCCAAAGGCAGAUAGAUAACUUCUUCCCGCCACGGCAGGCGGGGAAUGAGGACGGCUUCAGCCAUCCUUUUUUGCUGCGUGAAUCCCUCUCCAAGGAUGUCGGCGGACCCCCCGCAGCAGCUCACGUCGGGGGUGGUCUAUGACCCACAGCUCAAGUGCUGGGUAGCGUGCUGGGUGGACGAGCGCGGGCAGCAGCGCGAAACCGCCUACUCGGUAGAGUACUUCAGCGAUCUGGGCGCUCGCGAGAUGGCCGCAGCACGCCAUCAGAUGGCCAUCGAGUCCAUGGCGGCGGCCGUUAAGGCGCACACUAAGGCGGGCUGUAGCGGGGGUGCGGGUGGGGUGGAAAUGGGGGUGCCGACGGCUCAGGUCAGUACUGCACGUACAGAUCUUGAUUGAUGCGGAAUCUGCUGUCCCUGUUUGCACUGGUUGGUUGCAGGGUGCGAAGGCCCACGGUGCUCAGGUUGGCGGCGGUAGCUACGGUAGUGUCGGGCCCCUCGUGCAGCCGAUGCAGGGCGGCAGCACCAGCAAAGGAUACCAGGUGAUUGGUACCAUCCAGAGUGCCGAAUCGCCGACUCAGUCCAAGAAGGCCCCUGCUGCCGUGGGUGCGUCCAUGCCGCUCGGCGUCGAGGGCAGCAGCAGCCUGGUGGAGGACCGUGGGGUGUGGUACGACAAGCGCACCGCCUCUUGGUGCGCAUCAUGGACCCAAGACGGCGAGGAGCAGGUGGCAUUCUACCACGUCCCCACGUACACAUUCUGGGGAGGUAAGGAAACCCGUCAGCGACACGGUGUCUCUCUCGUGUCCCCCACACCCACCCGUCUAUUACGGCCUGAUUAUGGUUAUCUCUCAUGUCAUGAAUGGCGCGUUUUCUUUUCAGCGUACCAGCGGGCAGUGCAGCGGCGUGACGAGGCAGUCAAGAGUUAGGUAGAGG
Molecule: messenger RNA, 949 nt
Organism: Vitrella brassicaformis
Lineage: Eukaryota; Vitrellaceae
Source: the annotation of a GenBank genome assembly